AUGGGCUCCUUCUGGGUAAAGGACCCCAACGAAGAGCGCGAUCGAGAGCGAUGGAUGGCCUCCAAGCUGGGCAUCCAGUGCAUCGCCCGGCGGCUGGAGAAGGAAGCCCGGCACACCGUCAGAGCUCGUGUCCGCGCUGAGAAGAAGGAGGCCCGCAAGAGGCAACGGCUCGCCCACCUUCAGCGAAUCGAAGAAGACAAGCGACGCGAGCAGCAGCAACAGCAGCAGCUCCUCAUCCUUCAGGCCUCGCUGAUGGAGGAAAGCCUGCGACCACCGCUCAUGGUCAGCGAGAUACUCAAGGCCAGGCGGCGGCGAAAGAGCGAGGGGGGCUACGGCGACCAGCGGGUGGUGACCCACUCGCCCGUCUACGGCCUCAUGGACGGGGGCUCGCGGAUAGGCGAGUCCGGGCGGGCGCUCUUCCUCAAGCCGCGAUCGCUGUCGACCAACGAAUACAGCGACGACAGCAGCGCCAACGACGAGAGCGACGGCGACCUGUCGGUCCCUGUGCCCGCCCCGCUGAGCAACAGGCGCGUGACGGUCGACGUGGACGACGAGGAGAGCGACGAGAGCAACAACAGCGACAGCGGCAGCCUGGGCGAAGAGGGGCGCACCCUGUCGUUCGACACCCUAGACAGCACGCCGGAGGUGCGGCCGGGGGCGGCCUUCAAGCUCGAGUUCAAGCGGCGGUGGAGCCUCAACUUCGCCACCACCGUCCAGGCCGUCAACCCGCCCUUGUUGGACUCGUCGAACUUGUCGUCGCCCACCUCGCCCGCCAUCUCUCCCUCGUCGGCCACCACGUCGCCCCUCACCACGCCCACCUCGCCCACGCCCUCGUCGCCCUCCUCACUGUCGCCGGCCCCGUCGCCACUCAGCUCCGGCUCGCAAUCGCCGUCGUCGUUCCGCUACCUGAGCUGGGUGCGGGAGGGCGGCAGCCUCAUCCUCAACCGCGACAAGGGCAAGCGCGAGCGGCGCGGGACCACCCUCGAUGGCGACAAGAAGGCCGCGACGGAGUGGCGCAAGCGCACGCGGGAGAAGGCCGCUGAGGGCGAGUCGGCUCAGGGGCUGCGCCCGGACGCUGCGGGCCGGCUUCGCAGCUGCACGGUCUCGGCGGCGGCGGGCAGCACCGGGGAUCUGCAGGUGGUAGCCGACGAGGCCAAGAAGCGCAGCGUGUCGGUGGGCAACAAGAGCGACGCCCUCCGCGUGGAGCCCCCCAACAAGUCCAAGGACAAGCGGGCCGACAAUAAGUCCGAGGUGAUGUUCAACAAAGCCCCGAGUUCGGAGGACACUACCUCCACCUCCACCUCCACUUCCACCUCAACGUCAUCAACCACCACCUCAACUCCCACCUCCGGCCCCUCGGCCGAGAUGACGUCGUCGACGUCGAGCUUCGAUCGGAUCAAGCGGCAGCUGUCCGGCGGCCUGGACAAGCGACGACGUGGGAUCAUGCUGUCCCGAUCGCGCUCCCUCACGGACCGCAAUCGCGGCUCGCUCGAGGGCUACUACGCCAACGAGACUGUCAUCGCGGAGGCCGGUGGCCCCGACACCCAAGCCCAGUCCGACUCCUACCCGUCCGUCACCAUUGUACAGCUUCAAGGGCCGGAGAACGGGGGCAAGGGCGGCAGCAAGCCCGGAUCGCCGGUGCAGCCGCGCAGCAAGACGGUGACGAAGGAGCUGCGCACCUCCAAGUCGUGCCGCAACUAUCGCGCGGCGGUCGGCCUGAGCGGGCUCAGCACGUCGGGCGGCCUGCUCACCAACGGCUCGUCGAGCAGCAGCGGGCCGAUGGGCUCGGACGAACCCGCGGACGCAGCGCAGCAGCGCAAGCUCGAGAAGGAGCGGCGGAAGGAGGAGAAGCAGCGGGAGAAGGCCGAGCGCAAGGAGCGCGAGCGGGAGAGGGAGCGCGAGAAGGAGCAGCAGAAGGAGCUCCUGCGGCGGAGCCGGCGCGCAACGGAUGUCUCGGCACCGUCCCCCGCCGCGAGCCCAAGAUCCUUCAUGAGCCGGCUCUCCGGCGUGCCCGGCUAG
Molecule: messenger RNA, 2019 nt
Organism: Acanthamoeba castellanii str. Neff
Lineage: Eukaryota; Discosea; Longamoebia; Acanthamoebidae
Exons: 2
Coding region: 1-2019 (672 amino acids)
Source: RefSeq, a predicted model, not a curated record